AUGUCAAAAUCUUCAUUAUUUGGCUCUGUAAAACAGUCAGAACUCGAUUCAAAUGUUGCUUCCCUAUUUGGUUCAUCUGCUGGACCUCUUCAAAAGCCGAAGAGGUUAGGUAGUCAACCAGUUGAAGUUGAUGAAGAAACUGGCUCCAACAGUGACAGCUCUGUUGAUGAUGGUGAGCCUGUUUUGGAUAAUUUGGAUGACGAGAGCGACGAUGAAAUUUUACAGGUUUUGCGACAAGUCAAAGGACCGAGCUCUAAAAAGAGAAAGCAUGACGAAGAUGAUGACGGUGACCUAGAAUCCGAGUACAUGAGCAAGAUACUUGAAGAGGAUAAAAAGACAGAUGAAAAAAAAAGGCUGGAAACGAAAGGCGAGGACUUAGAAACUGAUGAAGAUGAAAGUGAUCAGGAAUUGGAAAAGAAUCAGAAUCAAAAAGAAGAAACCGAAGUUGAGGACGAAAAGACUAAAACAGACUCAAGGGCAUCUACAACCAAGUUGUCAGUAGAUACUAUUCUUGAUCAGCUACCAACCACUGAAUUGGGUAAGGCAGAAUCAACUCUAUUUGUAGGUAACCUGUCAUCGUCAGUUAUCACCAACAAACCAAAUUAUAAGCAAUUUAAAGCUCUAUUUUCCAAGUAUGGAAAAGUGGAGUCCAUCAGGUUUCGCUCCAUCGCUUUCUCAGAAAUGUUGCCUCGUAAAGCUGCAUUUAUCAAGCAUAAAUUACAUGACACUAGAGACACCGUAAAUUCUUACGUCGUCUAUAAAAAUAAACAGGAUGCUAAACUAGGGUUGGAGUUAAAUGGCAAAGUAUUCCUUGAUCAUCAUUUAAGGGUAGACAGUGUAUCUCAUCCUGCUAAACAAGACAAUAAAAGGUCAGUUUUUAUUGGCAACUUAGAUUUUGAGGCUGCUGAAGAGCCUCUGUGGAACCAUUUUAAAGAUUGCGGCGACAUUGAAUAUGUUCGCCUAAUUAGAGACUCCAAAACAAAUGUAGGAAAGGGGUUUGGCUAUGUGCAAUUUAAGGAUACUAAUGCAGUGUCAAAAGCUUUACUAUUGGAUGGAAAAAAGGUUCAGGGCGCCAAAGGCAGAAAUCUAAGAAUUUCUAGGGCCAAAAAUAUUAGACCAUCUACAAGACCUGCAGCAAGAGCUGAGCGACCAUCAGCAAAGCGACCCAAAUUAACGAAUGCUGAUCGUACAAAGGUUGGAAGAGCUAUGUCAGUACUCGGUAAAGCAGGAAGGGCGCAUGUCACUGACGUUGUCGAAGGGACUCGUGCCAAACCCGGUGAUGCCGUUCCGGGUUUGAAGUUAGGUUCUGGAGGCAAACGCAAGAACAAGCCUAGGAUCCGUGCCAGAAGUACCAAUUUCAAGAAGGGCUUACACAAGGCCGGUAAACCCAAUGGCAAUGACAAUAAUAAAUAG
This is a messenger RNA of Sugiyamaella lignohabitans, 1413 nucleotides long. RefSeq names its product Nop12p (gene NOP12). The transcript has a single exon. Gene Ontology annotation, molecular function: RNA binding. The coding region runs from base 1 to 1413 and encodes 470 amino acids. The record is from RefSeq and is a predicted model, not a curated record. NCBI's taxonomy places the organism in Eukaryota, Fungi, Ascomycota, Dipodascomycetes, Dipodascales, Trichomonascaceae.